AUGGCGUGGGAACGAGACCUUCCGCUGGGAGUGCGUUUCCUUGAUUGCCUGGGCAAGGUCGUGCAGCUCCUGCUGCGGCUGGUGUGUCCGCUGGUCCCGAAGCCCAGGUUCAAGGCCCAGGUGGCCGGAGCGAAGCAAGCUCCAGCGCCGGAGACGCGCGAAACCGACGUGAUGCGCAUGCUAGAGGAGCUUGCCGCGGCGCAGCCCGCGUGGGCGGGCCUCGAGCUCUCAGAGCGCGCGGCCCUGUUCCGCUCCGUCGCCCGGCGCGUCGUCGACGGCGUGGACGCCUACGCCGCCGCAGCGACGAAGGCCAAAGGCGCGGGCGGCUGCGGCGGCGCCGUGCACGCUCUCGACAUGUCCGCCGCCGUCGGCUACCUGAUGGAGAUCGCGGCCGGACUGGACGCCGCAGGCAAGCCGCCGCUCACGGGCAUCCGCACGCUGCCGAGCGGCCGGCUCGCGGUGCGCGUGUGGCCGCGGGGUCUGUUUGCCAUCUUGUUUGGGGAGUGUUCGGUAGAAACAUAUCUCACGCCGGGGAGCCCGCCGACGCAGGGAGCGCGCGUGCACAAGCGGCCGGCACGUGGCGUCGCGUGCGUCCUCGGCGCCGGGAACCACGCGUGCGCCGUGCUCAUCGACGUCGCCUCGGUCCUCGCGUCGGGCCGCGUCGUCCUCCUGAAGGUCAACCCUGUGUCUGACUGGACCGCGCCGUACCUGACCGCGUUCCUACACCCCCUCAUACACGCCGGCUUCGUCCGCGUGUGCCACGGCGGCCCCACCUCGCCCGCGGCGCGCGCGGUCCGCGACCCCCGCGUCGCCGUCGUGCACCUCACUGGCAGCGCUUCUUCCUUCAACGCCAUCGUGUGGGGGCACCCACAGGGGCCGCGGGGGGGGGUCGCGCUGCCCGAGGGCGCGCUCGGGACGUCGAAGCCCGUCUUCGGCGAGCUCGGCUGCGUGACGCCGUACAUCAUCGCGCCGUGCGAGAAAAUGUCGCGGCGCGACCUGCGUCGCAUUGCGCGCGCAGUCGCCACGGGCGCCGGGCACAACACGGGGCACAACUGCCUCGCCGCGGAGGUCCUCGUCACCGACGCUGCAUGGCCGCAGCGCGAGGAGUUCCUCGCCGUCCUCCGCGAGGAGCUGCGCGCGUCCCCGCUCGCGCCGUGUUGGUACCCCGGAUCCGACGUGCUGAUGCAGCGGUUCCGCGACGCGUACGGGGAGCGCGUGGAGGAGAUCCGGUCGCUGCCGCGCGGCGACGGGCACCACGGCCCGCUGUGGCUGCUGGCGACGGGGGUCGAUCCGAAGGAGGCGCAGCUCAGCCACGAGACGUGGAGCACGUCGCUGCAGGAGGUGCCGCUGGUGACGGAGGGCGGCGGCGUCGAGGCGUUCCUGCGCACGGCCACCAAGUUCUGCAACGAAAAGAUCGCGGGCGAGCUCUCGUGCGCCCUGUUCAUCGACGCGCGCGCCGAGCGGCGGCACGCUGACGCCUUGCAGCGCGCGCUGGAGGAGCUGCGCUACGGCGCGGUGUGCGUCAACCUGCCGACCAUCUGGGGGUUCUUCCUCCCAACCAUGACCUGGGGAGCCUUCCCCGGGAACACGCUCGAAAACAUAGGCUCAGGGAACGCGUUCGUGAUCCCGGCCAGCAUGCUGGACCAUCCGGAGAAGUCCGUGCUGCGCGCCCCGCUGUCGCUCGCGCCCGUGGAGCCCUGCGACAUCCAAAACCACAACGUCCCCGGCAUCGCGCCCAAGCUCCUGCGCUUCCUGCUGCAGCCAAACAGCGUGUGGCGCAUGCUCGCGCUGGCCGUCCAGGCAGUCCGGGGGUGA
Pedinophyceae sp. YPF-701 is the source of this 1815-nucleotide messenger RNA. The record is from the annotation of a GenBank genome assembly. NCBI's taxonomy places the organism in Eukaryota, Viridiplantae, Chlorophyta, Pedinophyceae.